AUGCGACUUAUACAAUUCAAUAGUGGUCUUCGUGUAGUAUUAAGAGAUGUUCAACAAGAACAAACAGAACAAUCACCAAGAUAUUAUCUUGCACCACCAUUAGCAGCACCACCACCACCACCACCAUCUGUACAUUAUUCAUCAAAUUCUUCUAUAGCUACAACAAGUUCAUCUAUUAAAUCAAAUACUUCUAUUAGUACAAAUCAUGAAUAUUAUACUUAUCGACAAUACUUACCAUCAUCACAUUCAACAGUUUAUUCUCAAUGUAAUCAAAUAAAAACACCUUCUGUAGUUAAUGCAAUACCAUCAUCAACGAUUAUUGUUGAGAAUCGACGAGACAAAAGUGACUCGGGCCAUGUCAAUAUUCGUGAUGAUGAUGAAGGUCAUUUGAUUUAUGUUCCAGGUGAUAUUCUACAUCGUCAAUAUGAAAUUCGUCGAACACUUGGAGAAGGUACUUUUGGUAAAGUUGUCGAAGUUCGUGAUCUUCGUGGUGAUGGUAAUACACGUAUAGCAUUAAAAAUAAUAAAGAAUGUUGAUAAAUAUCGUGAAGCGGCCCGGUUAGAAAUUAAUGUACUUAAAACAAUCAAAGAAAAAGAUCCCGAUAGUGUUAAUUUAUGUGUAUCAUUACUUGAUUCAUUUGAUUAUUAUGGUCAUAUGUGUAUUGGUUUUGAUAUGUUAGGUUUAAGUGUGUUUGACUUUUUAAAAGAAAAUAAUUAUAUUCCAUAUCCGAUCGAUCAAGUUCGUCAUAUUUCAUAUCAAUUAUGCCUUGCUGUCAAAUUUCUUCAUGAAAUUGCUUUGACACAUACAGACUUAAAGCCUGAAAAUAUUCUUUUUGUCGAUUCGGAUUACAAUGUUGUUUAUAACCAUCGAAAGAGAAGAGAUGAACGUAUUGUACGUCGAACAGACAUAAAAGUAAUUGAUUUUGGUUCUGCAACGUUUGAUUGGGAACAUCAUUCAACAAUUGUUUCAACUCGACAUUAUCGUGCACCAGAAGUUAUACUUGAAUUAGGAUGGUCUCAACCGUGUGAUGUUUGGAGUGUUGGAUGUAUUCUAUUUGAACUUUAUCUCGGUUUUACUCUUUUUCAAACUCAUGAUAAUAAAGAGCAUUUAGCUAUGAUGGAACGUAUACUCGGUCCAAUUCCAUAUCGAAUGGCCAAACAAUCAAAAAAAACAAAAUAUUUCUAUCAUGGUCGAUUAGAUUGGGAUGAACGUAGUUCAGCUGGUCGUUAUGUACGCGAUAAUUGUAAACCAAUAAGACGUUAUAUGAUGAGUGAUGAACAAGAUCAUCAACAAUUAUUUGAAUUAAUUGAAAAAAUGCUUGAAUAUGAUCCAAAGCGACGAAUUACAUUAAUUGAGGCUCUUCGACAUCCGUUUUUUGAACGUCUUUUACCCGAACAACGUAUUAAUGAUGUUCCUUCAAACGCAAAUACAUCUGCCAAUUCUUGA
Rotaria sp. Silwood1 is the source of this 1446-nucleotide messenger RNA. Lineage: Eukaryota; Metazoa; Rotifera; Eurotatoria; Philodinida; Philodinidae. The record is from the annotation of a GenBank genome assembly.